AUGGCUGAGAAAGUUAUGAGCAGUUUCAAGAUCGAGAAGAAUCGGGCUCCACUUCUAAUCCAUCUCCCCACCGAGAUCUUGAUCAUGAUCAUGAAGUAUUGCCCAAACAUCUCAUCUCUGUGGGGUCUCAUCAACGCCUCGUCUCGUCUCAAUUUGAUAUUCAUGAAUAUGGCCCGAGAAGUUGUUGAGUAUGUCAUGGCAGCAACAUUGCCCGUCCGUAUCAGAAACCACAUGAUGAUAGUAUUGUUGACACGCACGUCACCGAACUCUCUACUCGAUAUUGAUCAUUUGCUGAAGUACAUGUCUGAAGAAUUCAACCUGGAGUCUCUGCCAGACAAAACUUCGCCACAGGUAUUUCGCGAUCUUCUAAAAUUAGCACAUACCCUCCACGGAGUAGCACAUGCUUGUUUGGACUUUUAUCUCGAGAAGACAAAAGCAAUGAAUCCGCAACGAUUGAGUGACACUGAGGUUCAGGGGAUCUACAAAAAUCGGAGGAUACCUAGGCAUAAAUUCGAUGGGUUACAGGGCCAGCCCUACCAGCCAAAAUAUUCUGGGCCUGCGUCAUACUUGGAAGAACAGACGACUAUCCGGUUCCUUUGGCGAUUACAGAUAUUUCUUGACCUUAAAACCGCCUGCAACGUAGGUGCAUUGGCCCAUUGGCCGGAGGAAGAGCAAAAUCGUCUUCAGGGGAUGGCCAUGCUUGACUUCUUAGAACUUUUUUAUGUUCCUGGGCGCAGUAGGAGGAGAUAUUCAUAUGAGCAAGAACAGCUCUUCACCGUGAUCAACUUUGUCAACGAGACUUUGGGCGAACAGCCAAGUGAAGCCGAGGAUGAAUUGGCUCGCUUUUUGCAUCGACCGCCUGCAGCGGUCUACAAUAGGGGAUAUCAACUGCCUUGCUUACCCAAACCCGGUCCAACUAUGGAAAGGAUGUCCGGCCGUGACGUCCUUAUUGACAUCGACUCUGAAAUUGGACGGGCACAGAUGGGUUGGAGAUUCCAUACAAUAAUGACUACGGACGUGACAAAGUCUCCUCUACUUCAUUUCUCCUUUAAGCCAUACCGCAAAUUUGGAUUUGCUUUCUGGCGAGACGAGCGAAUGAUCGAACUGGGGUUUCUGGAACCGGAAAUCAACCGCUGGGGGUUGUGGGAACCCUAUAGUUUAUACUUCACGUGGAGGAGUAUCCUCUCGCCAGAUGAAAUUGCUCAGGAACUUGGGAGUACCUGA
Talaromyces amestolkiae is the source of this 1224-nucleotide messenger RNA. RefSeq lists its product as uncharacterized. The record is from RefSeq and is a predicted model, not a curated record. The transcript has a single exon. NCBI's taxonomy places the organism in Eukaryota, Fungi, Ascomycota, Eurotiomycetes, Eurotiales, Trichocomaceae. Bases 1 to 1224 code for a protein of 407 amino acids.